AUGACUGACAUAUAGAUAUCUUUUGGUUGGAACGCUUUCUAAACUUGUUCUACAUAGACUUGCACUUACUCGAAAAUUAAAGAAUCAGGAGUAUCUAAAUGGAAAGAUUCUAAUAUUAUUAUUAGCCUUUUUUUCUAUGUUACUGUUGCUGGUGUCUAUGAUAUAUCUCUUGUUUCUGAUGAGAUUUAAAGAGAAGCAGAGCUUUAAGUAAAUAUUCCUUCUAUCUCAUACAGCUAAAUUGCUAAGUUUAAUACUGAUAGCUUAAAUUUGUCACUAGGAAGCAUAUAAAUUGAUAAUCCUGGGUACAUAAAAGUAAAUUUCUAGGGUACAAAUUCUUUAAUCAAUAGAAAAACUGGCUAAUAUCCAAAAUUGAAAACUUUAAUUCUUUCAAAUGUCGAAAAUAUAAGCGCUAUUAGCUUUGUUCAAGAUUCUUUUUCAUCCCAUUUUGGUAGAAGAGGACCUUCUGUACACUUAAAAUACAAUCUAGAAUCCAAAAGCAAAAUAAAAUAUUUCUUUAAUGAAGUUACAGUUCCUAAAAAAUGGGAUGCUAUUGGUACUUAUGCUAUGGCAAUAGGCUUUAGCUCAGGAUAUUUUGGAAUGCAAGUUAACUCAGAGUCAGAAAGAAAAAUUCUUUUUUCAGUAUGGAGUCCUUAAAAAACUGAUGAUCCAUCAACAAUUUUAGCAGAAAACGAAGUUAAAUUGUUAGCUAAAGGUAAAAAAACAGUUAUUAAAUCUUUCGGAAAUGAAGGUUCUGGCGGAUAAAGCUAUCUUGUUUAUCCUUGGGUGACAGGAGUAGCAUAUUAAUUCAAACUUGUAGGUUAUCCAACUAAAGACGGUUAUUCUGUCUUUACUGCUUAUUUUAAGGACCCUACAAAAUUUGAAGAUUACAUUCUUAUUGCUUCUUGGAAGAGACCUAAAACACAGACAUAUUUAGAAAGAGUUUACUCAUUUUUAGAAAAUUUUGAUCCUGAAAAAGGAAAUAUUUCAAGAAAAGCUUACUUCAACAAUUAAAGAGCCUUUACCAAUAAAGGAAAAAACGUAAAAAUCUAAUCAGCUACUUUCACAUAUGAUGAAACUGCAACUAAAUAAUAGAGAUAUGAUUAUGAUGGAGGAGUUGAUGAUAUAAAUGGAUAUUAUUUGAGAAAUUGUGGAUUUUUUGAUAAAACUAAUGUUAAAACAGGCGAUAUUUUUAAGAAAACACAAUGA
Messenger RNA from Tetrahymena thermophila SB210, 1206 nucleotides. Its product is annotated as nematoblast specific protein. The record is from RefSeq and is a predicted model, not a curated record. NCBI's taxonomy places the organism in Eukaryota, Ciliophora, Oligohymenophorea, Hymenostomatida, Tetrahymenidae. The transcript has a single exon.